UCCGAAUCAAAUUCCGCUUACUUUCUCUCCCACCUAACCUUUCUAUCUUCCACUCUUUCUUACGCCAGCCCCGCCCCGGAAUCGCCGAUCCUCGUUGCCUUCUCCGGCUACACCGUUUAGACAGAGAUAUUUUCAGCAGCAUUUGUCACAGAUGGCUUCUUCCUUCCGUGCAUUCCUGAACAGUCCAGUCGGUCCAAAAACAACUCACUUUUGGGGGCCUGUUGCCAAUUGGGGAUUUGUUCUUGCUGGGUUGGUGGACAUGAAGAAGCCCCCAGAAAUGAUAUCUGGCAACAUGACAACAGCAAUGUGUGUCUAUUCUGCACUAUUCAUGAGGUUUGCAUGGAUGGUACAGCCUCGAAACUAUCUACUCCUUGCAUGCCAUGCUUCAAAUGAGACUGUACAGCUCUACCAACUUUCCCGUUGGGCAAGAGCUCAGGGGUAUUUGUCAGAGAAGAAAGAGGAAGCCUCAUCACAGUAAAGCAGCUUUCAUUCAUUCUGAGUUUCUGUGAUUUUUGUUGUGAUCCCUGAAGUAUGUAUUCUUCAACUUACCAUAUAAGGAAUUUGCUUGAAUCAACUCACAUUCAUUUGACUGCAAGCUUCAAACUCCGCUAAGCCAAUUACACUAUUAAGUGAAUGUUGAUAGGCCCUCUGUCAUUACCUGUGAGAGGUAGAAUAGCUUAGAAAUCUAUCAUCGCUGGUAAUGAUUUGGGCAUCGUGCUAUUUAAUAAACUUUCCACUGAUUUAGCUGA
Messenger RNA from Theobroma cacao (cacao), 749 nucleotides. RefSeq names its product mitochondrial pyruvate carrier 1. Gene Ontology annotation, biological process: pyruvate import into mitochondria. The record is from RefSeq and is a predicted model, not a curated record. Lineage: Eukaryota; Viridiplantae; Streptophyta; Magnoliopsida; Malvales; Malvaceae. Gene Ontology annotation, cellular component: mitochondrial inner membrane.